UGCAGAACCGUCCAAAUCGUACCUAUGUAACGACGAGCGAAGGAUCUACCCCACGGGAUAAUUCGUUGCAAAACAGCGACACAAUUAUGCAUCAUUAGCCAUGCAAUUUUUACAGUCCGGUUCAGCGUUCGAUUUAUCUUCAUCGCAUUGAUCCGCUGAGAAGUACACUUUCCUCCGCUCAGCCGGUUGACUGGUUUCCAGCUGCACAGCAUACAUCUGAAGUGCAUUUCAAUUACCAGUUCUUAGCCGUAGUCCUUUCGCCAAAGAGAGAUUUAUGUAAACGCACUACUGGUCCGACAUUGAUCAACUACAUGCAAUCUUCAAAGUUAUGUUCGUGAUGUUGAACUGACAAAAGAACGACGUUACCCGAAAAAAAUCGGCGGUUAUAGUUUACAAUGGCUCAUUUGCGGAAAAGAGUUCCAUCGACUGGGUCUGAAUUAUCUGCCAUUCUACGACGUAAUCCAGAGUUCAUAAGAAAGCUGUGUUUGUGCUUGGACAGUGAUAUGAAAUUUAUACGCAAUUGGAGACAUUUGGCAUCGAUACUGCACGUCGACUUGGAUGUCAUUAGACGACUUGGACAGUACGGUGACAUCAGUCCUACCAUCCGAUUAUUUGAUUAUCUUGCGACCUCGAAACCAGAUUUGACGAUUAAAGAUCUAAAGGACAUCCUACUAAAGAUCGGAAGAAACGACCUAAUCAGUUUACUGGUCACAAAAGCUGGUUGCGCUGACAAUGAAAAAGUUAUUGAUGUGAUCACUUCGCCAAGUAACGAAGUUCCUUCACCCAAAGUUGGUCUAUUGGACAAAAUUGCGUUGGACUUAGACGGGACGUCACUGGUUGUGUCAAACUGGUAUACCUUGGCGUUAAAUCUAGGUGUGCCAAGAAAAACCUGCUGGAAUUUUGAGAGACGAUCGACAGAAAAUCCGACCGCCAGAAUGUUCCAGUAUUUGGUUACCAAUUGCCCAAAAAAGACACUUUUAAGUCUAAGGGAAGCUCUGGAUUCUAUUAACAGAAAGGAUCUGAUAAAAUUUAUUCAUGAGGAGAAACUAAGAGACGACAUGUUUCUUAAAGAUAUCAUAACCCCUGGAUCGGAACUCUUAGAAAGGUUGGCGUUAGAACUUAAUCGAGAGGAUAAUCCUGUAGUAAAAAACUGGACACAUCUGGCCUGGAAAAUGGACUUACCAGCUGACGUGUGUCGAGCGCUUGCUGAUGUCAAACAAAUCAGGAAUAGUCCUACAAAAGAGGUCCUAGAAUGGGUGGCCGCGAAGUUCCCUGAAACAGCAUUAAGUGACAUUGCAAAGGCACUAGACGGGAUUCAGCGAAACGACGCUAUACAGAUAAUAUCUGAGCAUUUUCCAGACACAGUUGAUUUAGCCUUGCAAGGACUUGGUUGUUCAUUCAAGGACAGCUCAAGCAUGCCAGAUCCAAAUCAGAUGUUUUCAAUUAGCUUUGAGAGAGAAGCACAGGAUUCUUUUCCUAACAUAGAAGUGAAGGAACAAUCUGGUCAUUAUGGUAACUUGCCAGAUCGGAUUGAUUUGGUGGGCCGCAAUGAAACAUGCGAACGUAUCAUAACUGCCCUGUCUUCAAACAAGGCUGUUGAAAUUGUAGCACCGCCUGGAUAUGGAAAAACGUCGGUGGUAAUAGAGGUCGCUCAUAGGAUGAUCGAAAGGAAAACGUUUGUCGCGUAUGUUAAAGGUCGAGGUGUCACUUGUGUAGAAGAUUUAGCAAGCACAAUAAUCGAGACUCUUGGGUACGUUCCCGGUGAGAACACAAUAACUGAAGUACUGAGUUGCAUAUCUUCUUUAAGGAGAAAAAGUGUUGUGUUGAUCAUUGAAAACAUUGACAACUUGCUGCAUCUUGAGGAUAAAGUUAGCAAGGAUAAAUACCAUCAGGAAUUAAAAUCCGAAAGUUGCUGUACUGAAAUGUUGGGAAAAUUCACAAAGGACAACUUUUUGACAUUUCUUAAAGACCUUGGACAAAGCCCAAAUAUUCAACUUGUCCUCACAUCUCGAGAAACCUAUGAUUUAAAUGUGUCUUUUCCUCUUGAACUGAUUGACCUAGAAUCUCUGAAUGACAACGAUUCAGCUUCUAUGUUCUCAAGGUGUGAGGAUGGUCUGAACAACGAUCUGAUUAAGGAGCUGGUCAGAGUUUGUGGUGGUAUUCCCUUGAUAAUAUGCACAGUGAUCUCGAGUCUGAAGAGAGAAAAUCCACAGAGGGUGGCGCGUAGACUUGCCACAUCUUCACCAAGUUCUCUUGUAAGGGAAUUAAACCUUGACUUUUUACCGAAUGAGGAUCGUAUCGACAAGUGUCUUGAAAUCUGUUUCGAUCGUUUAAGUGAAGAAAAUCAAAAGAUUUUUGUGAUGUUCUCUACAUUUCCCCACAGAUUCACGCAAAAGCAAUUCCAAACAGUCUUUCGGUCAUUUGUCACAGCAGAUUUGCAAACUUGCCUGAAUUCCUUGAGGCACAGCAGCCUCCUUCGCUUCGACAGGGAAAGUUGUCAGUAUUCCCUCCAUCCUUUCAUACGAGAUUUCUUUUCACUGAAGUCUGAUCACAUAGACGCCAAAUCAACUUUCAUUCGUCAUUACAGUGACUUGGCUGUUACACUUUGCGAAACCUUCUUGAGUAAAGAUUGCAAGUCGGCAAUUGAUCAGUACAGAUCUGAAAAGGACAACAUUCGGGAAGCCAUGGCUUGGUGUGGAGACGAUCAUCCUGAGCUUGACCAAACUUUCAGGGAGCAAUGCAUUGAAGCCUUCAACAAGGCAGCUGUAUUUCUUUCAAAGGUGAUGCGCAAACAAGAAUUUCAGUCGCUCUUUUGCAAGCUUGCGUAUCGAUGUCGCUCCCACUUGCACCUCUACAGCGCUUGCUUGACGAACAUCGGAAUGAAGAUAGUAUUAAGCUGCACAUGUACCCCUCACAUUUGUCCAAGAGCCUUGUGUCAGGCCAGAGAAAUUUUGACUCAAGCAAAUGACAUUCAUUCCACACUUACGAACGUGAAGGAAACCACUCGUGCUCAGUGCAUGAGCAAGUUUGGAUUUUGUUAUGUUCGCGAGGGUCGCGUUGAUGAGGGCUAUGGAUACCUCGACAUCGCCUUGAAAUUGCGAUGGGACAGAGUAGAGAAACUAAAGAGGAACAAAGACCAUGUCAUGUUAGCUGCCUGUUUCAACGAUAUAGCAGCUUCUCAAAUGGUGCAGCGGAAUCACAUGAUGGCCAUACAAACAUGGCUGUUAAAUGUCCUUCCUGUUUAUGAAGAGAAACUCGGUGACCACCCUUUUACGGCAACCACUCUUAGUUGGAUUGGUAACAGUUACCACGCCUUGGGUGACUACGAAAACGCCAUUAAUUACAGCAGCAGAUCAAUUUCAAUCCGAAGGCAACUGCUGGGGCAACAUCAGGAGACUGCAAAGUCUCUGUAUGAUGUGGGUGUGGCUUACAGCGCGAAACAGGACUAUGAAACAGCCCUCGAAUACCUUAAAGAGGCAGUUGAUUACCAAGAAAAAGUAUUGGACACACAGGACGAGCUGAUUCACUCCCACCAAGCCAUGUCGAUAGCUCUUCGUGCUCUUGGAAGGGACGAAGAGGCAGAAGAAGAAAUGAAUCGCGCGGGGGAAUGCACGAGAAAGCUGGAUUCUUGGGAGGCCCCUUUAGAUAAACUGAGGACCCAAGAACGAGAGAGCGAAUGGAUAGAUAUUCUCCCUGCAAAGCCACGGAAUUCAGCAUUGUAAAAAACACCUUUCGCAUCAAACCGUUGAUCGAAUAUAGGUCUGACAACAGAUCAAUCAAUUGAACACAAACAAUCAAUGCUUUGAUAUUUAUUCAGUUUUCGCUCAGUGGUCUGGUUUGCUAGUCCUUACGGUCAGUAAAGCGUGAAGCUAAAAAUGUCUGUUAGUUUUUCUUGUUCUCCCUUUGUCUGACGGGCACUCCAAUGAAACUUCAAUCUCCGUAGAAGUCACUAUUUGCCACACAAAGGAAAACCCACGAGUAUUCCUGUACAAAAUGCCAUAGAAAAAGAAAAGAGAAAAAAUUGACUUGCGUGAACUCUUGAGAGAAACGUGAAUCGCAGGGAUUAAUUUUUCAAUCACCCAUUUUAUAGACACUGUGUAGGUAAGAAAUAAAUA
Pocillopora verrucosa is the source of this 4115-nucleotide messenger RNA. RefSeq lists its product as uncharacterized. The record is from RefSeq and is a predicted model, not a curated record. Gene Ontology annotation, molecular function: protein binding. NCBI's taxonomy places the organism in Eukaryota, Metazoa, Cnidaria, Anthozoa, Scleractinia, Pocilloporidae.